ACGAAGAAUCUAUCCUCCCUCGGAUAUCGUCUCUAUAUAAAAACCAGAAACGCCCAUCAAUCCAUCGUCAACAUCGUCAUCUUGUUCUUGUUGUUUUAGGGUAAUCACCGUAAUUGGGUUGUGAGAAGAAAAGGGAAAGAAAUGCCUGUGAAAGUAUUGGACGCGACCGUCUCCAGCUUCGACAGCGUCUUUGAGAAAUUCAAAGAAGAAUCACCAAACAAUAAGGCCAAUUUCAUUCUCUUCCUGGCUGACAACGACCCUUCCACUUCUCUCAGCUGGUGUCCUGAUUGUGUGAGAGCUGAACCUGUAAUCUACAAAAAACUGGAAGCUGCACCGGGUGAUGUCGCACUUCUGAGAGCAUAUGUUGGAGAUAGACCAACAUGGAGGACUCCUCAACAUCCAUGGCGAGUGGACUCAAGGUUUAAGAUUACUGGAGUUCCAACGCUCGUCCGCUGGGAGAAUGAUGCGGUCAAGGGUCGCCUCGAAGAUUAUGAAGCGCAUGUUGAGAAGAAGAUUGACACCCUUGUGUCUGGAAAUUAAGUACUUUUAGCAUUCCAAUCAAAAGAUGUUUGAAUUGCCAUGUGUUAAUGUGGCUUGUUAAGACUUCAUGUCAAAGUUUAGCACCAAUGGUAACUGGGAAAUAUAAAGGCUUCAUGCUAGGAGCAUGUAACUCACAAAUUAAUGUGUUGCAAUUCGCAGUAGCCAAUUGUUCUGGUAUCUCCUGCCAAUUUACACCAUAAACUACGAAUAUAUGAAGAUAUAGAAUGCCUAUCCUUUUUUAUAGGACAUUACUGCUGA
Molecule: messenger RNA, 798 nt
Organism: Argentina anserina (silverweed cinquefoil)
Lineage: Eukaryota; Viridiplantae; Streptophyta; Magnoliopsida; Rosales; Rosaceae
Product: thioredoxin-like protein Clot
Exons: 2
Coding region: 142-540 (132 amino acids)
Cellular component (GO): cytosol
Molecular function (GO): protein-disulfide reductase [NAD(P)H] activity
Source: RefSeq, a predicted model, not a curated record